AUGGGUAACCGCGACCGCAGAUACCAGACGUUUCCUCGGCAAUCACACCAAAUUACAUAUUUGGCUCGAUUACUAAAACGUAUACCAGUCUCGUCAGUUUGGAAAACUGACACCAAACAGCUAAAUUGCCGAUAUUGGAAUGUGAUAAGAGAUAAGACGGUUUUGGGCAGAUGCACGAGCAUAGCGCGAAGACCCAUCUCUUUCCCGAUUAGUAAACUUGAAGCGCGAUACAUCAAAAUGCCAUAUAAACGCUGCCUGGUCGCUUUCCAGUGGAGUCUUGUAAACUUGAUUUUGGAUAAAAAUAUUUAA
Molecule: messenger RNA, 309 nt
Organism: Kuraishia capsulata CBS 1993
Lineage: Eukaryota; Fungi; Ascomycota; Pichiomycetes; Pichiales; Pichiaceae
Exons: 1
Coding region: 1-309 (102 amino acids)
Source: RefSeq, a predicted model, not a curated record